Scleropages formosus (Asian bonytongue) is the source of this 1279-nucleotide messenger RNA. RefSeq names its product annexin A4-like. The record is from RefSeq and is a predicted model, not a curated record. Bases 184 to 1149 code for a protein of 321 amino acids. Gene Ontology annotation, cellular component: plasma membrane; vesicle membrane; nucleus. Gene Ontology annotation, molecular function: phosphatidylserine binding; calcium ion binding; calcium-dependent phospholipid binding. The transcript has 13 exons. NCBI's taxonomy places the organism in Eukaryota, Metazoa, Chordata, Actinopteri, Osteoglossiformes, Osteoglossidae.
UUAGGGUGAAGUUCACACACAGGACACACACCUCACACAUUUAGACAUAUUUAAGCAGCUCCAAAACCCACUUAACAGUUUACUCAACCCUCCACCUCCAGUUGUCCUGGCUGACAAAAUACAAGAGUUACGAAACCAAACAUCUUUCAGUCUGAGCUUCUGAAACAGAAUAUCUUCAUUACCAUGGCAGCUAUGGGAACCCGAGGAACGGUAACCGCUGCGUCUGGCUUCAACCCCGAGGCGGACGCCCAGAAACUGAGGGCGGCCAUGAAGGGAGCCGGGACCGAUGAAAAGGCCAUCAUCCAGGUCCUGGUCCACCGUUCCAUCGCCCAGAGGCAGUUCAUCAAGGAGGCUUUCAAGCAAUUAUUCGGGAAGGACCUGGCAGACGAGCUGCGUUCUGAGCUCUCGGGGAACUUUGAGAAAGUGGUGCUGGGGCUGCUGAUGCUGCUCCCUGUGUAUGAUGCCUACGAGCUGAAAAACGCCGUUAAGGGUGCUGGAACAGACGAAAGGUGUCUCAUUGAAAUCCUUGCUUCCAGGACCUGUGCAGAAAUCCAGGCCAUCAAAGCCACUUACAGCAAAGAGUAUGGCAGGAGUCUGGAGGAUGACAUCUGUGGGGACACUUCUGGAAUGUUCCAGAGGGUUUUGGUUUCUCUGCUCACGGCUGGGCGAGACGAGAGCUCUGUGGUCAAUGAGGUGCAAGCAAUGAAGGACGCCAAGGACAUUUUUGAGGCCGGAGAGGGUCGCUGGGGUACAGACGAGGCUGCUUUCCUGACUGUGCUGUGCGUCAGAAACAGGAAACACCUGCUUCGUGUUUUCGAAGCUUAUAAAAGCAUCUCUGGACGAGACAUUGAGGACAGCAUAAAGAGAGAGAUGUCGGGCAAUUUGGAGGAUAUCUUUCUGGCUAUAGUACAAUGCAUCAAAAACAAGCCUGCAUUUUUUGCGGAGCAGUUGUACAAAUCCAUGAAGGGGAUGGGCACUACGGACAGUAUCCUGAUUAGAAUCAUGGUGUCCCGGGCUGAGAUUGACAUGAUUGACAUCAAGAUGGAGUUUGCCAAGAAGUAUGGCAAGACCCUGCAUUCUUUCAUCAAGGGCGACACAUCAGGGGACUACCGUGCCAUCCUGCUGGAGCUGUGUGGUGGGGAGAAGUAAAGGACCACAGAGCGGACGUGAAAUCAUCGCCGUUCACUUUCCUCCAAAUCAUGUUCUCACGUUUUGCAUCACGCUGGUUAAUGAUGUUGCUUGUCGCACUGUUGAAACCCAAAUAAAGCUGAGAGGAAAA